Molecule: messenger RNA, 582 nt
Organism: Iphiclides podalirius (scarce swallowtail)
Lineage: Eukaryota; Metazoa; Arthropoda; Insecta; Lepidoptera; Papilionidae
Source: the annotation of a GenBank genome assembly
AUGAACACAAAUGCAGUUGUAACAACCGUCGCCUGUACAGCGUUGCACGCGCGCCAUCUGCGUCGCAGUUCCAGCUGUCUCAACAGCGCGGAUUCCGGUGUCUUUAGUCACGAAGAGACAAAGGCGCUCCGGUCUGACGCGGCGGACGCCUGGCCGCUUAGUCAGGUGCCGGAGCCCCAACAGGAUGCGAGAUUCCACUUCGCAAACCGUGGCUUUUAUACUAACAUUGGACCAACAUUUAGACUAGACCCAGCCCCCUGUCUCGUCCGCGUGGCUCUUUGUGUGUUGGAUGACAUAGCCAUAGCUCUCCAACACGCUGGGGAUUUGCCGCUGGAGUGCGCACUCGACGCUGACACGUACAAAUUGGACAGCUUUUUCCAAGUAUCCGGAAAGCAAAUUGUUAUUGGAGCGUACUCCCCCGCGCCGGAGAAGGUGUCCCUGGAUGAGUGUCGAAAUGAUUGCACACAAAAUAAAUUCAGAUGGAAAGACUUUCGAGCAGUUCUUACCGCUGCCAUCCAACGUAUAACACAGUCGACGGCCGCUGAUGUCACUGACUUCAUGCUGGAGGACGUCGACGGCCCG